UAAAUAAAGCCCGUUUACUUGCGUAAGGUGCGCUUCCAAAGUUUACUUCAUUUGUUCGCGUGUAAAACCAGUCAAAAAUUUCUCUCUCUUUUUUGAGGUGUUUAUGGUCAGCUUGAAGUGAAGUGGUCAAAUAAGAGUCAACAGCAUGGUAUUCCUGACACGUCUAUUAAGAGUAGAUGUUUGCAAACAAUCGUUGGUGACUCUUCGUAAGAGUACAGGCCAUUCGUUCCAGCACUGUAAGCAGGCCCUGGAACAAACCAACAAUGACGUGACACAAGCUACAGCUUGGCUCCAGGCCGAAGCGUUAAAGAAGGGUUGGACUAAGCUCGAACGUUCUGAAGCGCGAGAAGCUCAACAAGGUGUCUUCGCCAUGGCAGGCCUUGGAAGUAAUCUUGUUGCUGUAACUGAAGUAAACUGUGAAACCGAUUUUGUAGCACGAAAUUCGGAAUUGCGCGGUUUUGCCCACAAGAUUUCCGAGACCCUUUGUCAAGAAGUCCGUAAAGGUAAUUUGGCUGCAGGGACGAACCUACAGACACUGCCUUGGGAAAAACUUUCUCAACUUGUCAUGGACGGCCAGAGUGUGGACGAAGGCCGGGCUAGAUUGGUAGCAAAGGUUGGAGAAAAAGUAGGCCUUCGUCAGUCGGUUAUUGUUGCAGCAAAGGGGGAUGAACGAUUAGCGGCAACAUGUCACCCAGACGGUGCUUUCGGAAAAUACGGAGCAGUAAUGUUGUACAAAGGUGGAGAUGACGACGUUGCUGAAAAAAUAUGCCAACAUAUCAUCGGUAUGAAACCUAUGUCAAUCGGCAAACUAGAGGAUCUGAAUAAAGAACUAUCGGAGAAAGAUGCUGCACAGAAAGUGCAGGCAAAAAGCUCCGAAAAUGCUGAAAACCUUAACGAAGAUGCCGAUGAUCAUACUCCACAAGCUAGACCAAGCAAAGACAACGAACAUAGGUUGUUAAUGCAAGACUUUGUAUUUGAUCCGGACACGACAGUCGGCGAACUACUCCAGGAACACGGCAUGCAGAUCACUAGAUUCUAUCGAUUUGAGUGCGCUCAGGAAAUGAUUGAAAAUAAAGAUUAAAUCGAUAAAUAGGCGAAAGAGGACAUAUCGAAGGGAAUUAGCGUGGGCCUAGGUUUAUCUUUCCUGUUCUAUUUUAGCUAAUGUAGCAUAUAUGCCUGUGUCAAAAUGUUGAUAGUAUUAAUGUACUGAUGGUAAAUUAAUAAAAAAUAACCACAACAGUAUAAGAGUGACACCUUUUGAGUUCAUGUUAUUCUUAUCAAUAAAUAUACUAUAAUUGAA
Messenger RNA from Varroa destructor (honeybee mite), 1300 nucleotides. It is a transcript of the gene mEFTs, whose product is annotated as elongation factor Ts, mitochondrial. Bases 146 to 1081 code for a protein of 311 amino acids. Gene Ontology annotation, biological process: mitochondrial translational elongation. The transcript has 5 exons. Lineage: Eukaryota; Metazoa; Arthropoda; Arachnida; Mesostigmata; Varroidae. The record is from RefSeq and is a predicted model, not a curated record. Gene Ontology annotation, molecular function: protein binding; translation elongation factor activity.